Lindgomyces ingoldianus is the source of this 1354-nucleotide messenger RNA. RefSeq names its product NAD(P)-binding protein. Lineage: Eukaryota; Fungi; Ascomycota; Dothideomycetes; Pleosporales; Lindgomycetaceae. The record is from RefSeq and is a predicted model, not a curated record. The transcript has a single exon. The coding region runs from base 294 to 1289 and encodes 331 amino acids.
GCACUUCCGGACGAAUUCACGAGAAGUUAAUCAUCUGAGCCUAGCAAAGUUCAUACAAGCUACACUAGCUUCGAGGCGGAUUUAAGAGCUUCAAAUUUUAGUGUUCAGUUGAGGAUGUAUGCCCGCUCCUCAAUAAUCACUCUUCGUGAGUAUAUAUAAUCGCUCUCUUUCUUCAUCUCCUAUACAUUUGCAUGCUCGGAUCAAUCCACAGAGUCAGUCGAUCUACUUUACUCUCAUCUAAACUAAAAGUAACAUUUCUCAAUUCCUCUGCAUUCUAUCCAACAUUCUCAAAUAUGUCUUCCCGCUAUGUCGAAGCCCACAAGAACACCAAAGGCCCCGGCGAUGCCCGUCCUACCGCCCUCCAGAUUGUUAAAGACAAUGGCCUCGAAGGCAAGAUGGAGGGCAAAGUCGCCUUAGUCACAGGAACCUCCUCUGGCAUCGGCAUCGACACCGCUAAAGCGCUGAAAGCGACUGGUAUGCAUGUCUUCGCUGCAGCUCGCAAUCUCGAGAAAGCCAAGAAAGCAUUGGGGGAUAGUAUUGAACCGGGCCGCCUCGAGCUCAUUGAACUUGAUAAUAACUCUCUCGAAAGCGUGCGCAAGUGCGCAAAGGAAUUUCUCCAAAGGAGCGACAAGCUUAAUAUCCUGAUCAACAACGCGGGUAUUAUGGCGACCCCGGAAGGCCGCACCGAAGACGGCUUCGAACUUCAGUUCGGCACUAACCACCUCGCACACUUCCUGCUCUUUCAGCUCCUCAGGGACACCAUGCUGAAGUCCGCCACUCCAGAAUUCGGAUCUCGCGUCGUAAACGUCUCUUCCACCGGCCACCGCUACAGCCAAGUGCAAUUCGAAAACCUCAACCUCGAAGGCAUCUACGACCCUAGAAAGAGCUACGGGCAAUCUAAGCUAUCAAACAUCUACAUGGCUAACGAAAUCGAGCGCCGUUACGGGUCGAAGAACCUGCAUGCCUUUUCUUUGCAUCCGGGAGGCAUCUGGACUGGUCUGCAAAUCCACACUCCAAAGGAGCAGAUGGACCAGUGGGCUGCCAAUCCAGCGGUUCAAGAAUACAUGAAGUCUACGGAACAGGGCGCUGCGACGACGAUAUGGGCCGCGCUGGAUAAGGAGUUGGAGGGCAAAGGGGGCCUGUAUCUGGAGGAUUGCCAAGUCUCCCAGCCAGUGAAGCCUGGGUAUUCGCUUCUAGAUACUGGCUACGAAUCGUAUGUUUAUGAUGAAGAGAAGGAAGGAAGGCUUUGGAAGGUGUCGAACGAGUUGGUUGGAGUGAAGGAGAAUUAGGAAUUUCUCUAAGAGUGUACCCAGUGGAGCUUCGGUCUUGUUUCCUUACUGCAAUUAGAUGUAGA